UUUGCUUCUUUUGCCUUUUGCUCUGAUUUUGAAAUGUCAUUGAGAUACAUUUUCCCGGCAAAAUGGAAACAUUACAGAUGGAAGAAUUUUUUGAAACUAUACCCAACUCAUCAACCCCAAAUAAUAUCUACAAAUAUUUCUAUAAAUCAGUUUGUAAAGAGCGGACGAUUAGACAUGGCGCGGAAUCUGUUCGACGAAAUGCCAAGGAGAACCGUUGCGUCAUGGAAUACCAUGCUUUCCGGAUACUCAAAGUGGUGGAAAUUCAAUGAAUCGCUUGAUUUACUUUCAUCAAUGCAUCGAAGCCAUAUAAGGUUUAAUGAGUCCACUUUUUCCACUGCAUUGAGCGUAUGUGGGCGCCUGCGGUCUUUAACUGAUGGAAAACAGAUUCAUUGUGUUGUUAUUAAAUCUGGGUGUGACAGUUUUGAGCUUGUUGGAAGUGCUUUGUUGUAUUUUUACGCAAAUUGUUUUGAGAUCGAAGAAGGGAAGCGGGUUUUUGACGAGUUGCAUGAUAAGAAUGAGUUGUUGUGGAAUUUGAUGAUUGUGGGUUACGUGGAGUGUAGUUUGAUGAGAGAGGCUCUUGACGUAUUUAUAAAGAUGCCGAAACGGGAUGUUGUGGCUUGGACUACAUUGAUAUCGGGAUAUGUGAAGAGUGAAGAGGAUUGCGAGAUGGCUUUGGAGUUGUUUUGGUGGAUGAGAGGGAGUGGUGAGGUGGUGCCUAAUGAGUUCACUUUGGAUUCUGUUAUAAGGGCUUGUAGAAGGCUUGGUGAUUUAUGUGAAGGGAGGCUUGUUCAUGGGAUUCUGAUCAAAUAUGGAUUUGAAUUUGAUCAAUUAAUUGGUGGUGCACUGAUUGAAUUUUAUUGCUAUUGUGAAGCUAUUGAUGAUGCUAAGAGAGUUUAUGAUGGCAUAACAAAUCCCUGUUUGAAUGCUUCGAACUCACUCAUUGGAGGGCUUAUGUCGUUGGGUUGGAUUGAAGAUGCAGAACUGAUUUUUAAUAGACUAGUUGAUGCGAAUUCAGUUUCAUAUAUUCUGAUGAUUAAAGGGUACGCAGCUUUUGGUCGAGCUGAAAAUUCAAAAAGAUUAUUUGAAGAGAUGGCUCAAAGAACAAUAGUUUCUACUAACACAAUGAUUUCUGUAUAUUCUAGGAGUGGGGAGAUUGAAAAAGCUAUAAAGCUGUUUGAAGAAACGCAAGGAGAAAGAAACCCAGUAACAUGGAAUUCAAUGAUGUCUGGUUAUAUUGAGAAUGAGCAAUACAAAGAGGCUCUAAUGUUGUAUUGUACCAUGUGCAGAUUACAAAUAGAGCAUACAAGGUCAACAUUCUCAGUUCUCUUUCAUGCAUGUUCAUGCCUGAGAUCUCUUCAACAAGGACAAUUACUUCACGCACGUUUGAUCAAAACACCAUUUCAGUCUAAUGCAUAUGUUGGAACAUCUCUCAUAGAUAUGUACUCCAAAUGUGGCAGCAUCACUGAUGCUCACAAAUCAUUUUCCAGCAUAUCUUCACCUAAUGUGGCAGCAUGGACAGCUCUUAUUAAUGGUUAUGCACAACAUGGGCUUGGCUCUCAAGCUAUCUUACUCUUUGAGCAGAUGUUGGAGAAAGGAGUGGCCCCUAAUGCUGCUACCUUCGUUGGAAUUCUGUCUGCCUGUGGCCGUGCUGGUCUAGUAAAUGAAGGGAUGAGAUUGUUCAGGUCAAUGGAAAAAUUCUAUGGUGUGGUCCCAACUUUAGAACACUAUGCUUGUGUGGUUGAUCUUCUUGGUCGGGCAGGUCAUCUGCAAGAAGCUGAGGAUUUUAUUACAAAGAUGCCAGUUGAAGCAGAUGGGGUUGUUUGGGGAGCUUUACUCAAUUCUUGUUGGUUCUGGAUGGACAUGGAAGUUGGUGAGAGGGUGGCAGCGAAGAUGUUCAGUUUGAAUCCAAAGCCUAUAUCCGCUUACAUAAUUCUAUCUAACAUAUAUGCAGUACUUGGAAAAUGGAGUAAAAAGAUGAAAGUAAGGAAGAGGUUGAGGGACUUGGAAGUCAAAAAGGAUCCAGGCUGUAGUUGGAUAGAGCUGGACAACAGGCUUUUCGUGUUUUCCGUAGAGGACAGAAGCCAUCCAUAUUGUAACAUGAUUUAUGCCACCUUACAGCAUCUGACGACAAAUUUAAACUCCUUUCAUAUUAAUUCAUUUUGAUUGUGAGUGUCAUACCAAUAAAAAGGCUGGCUAUCCUCUUGCAACAGACAAUAAUGGAUCAAGCUCUAUUAACUGUUUUAUCUAGAUUCAUCCUCUGGUGAUUCUUUAAUCAUAUGAUCCAAAAUGAGCACUAAGAUUGUGCAGAACUGCCUUGGAGAUUUGCUUCAAGCAGAGAAGUUUUCUGAUCUGGUGGUGGAAAUUUGUCUGGUUGCCUCUCUAUGGUUUUUCACUGGCAUAUUACUUACAUAAAGAUCUGAAAUAAUUUUAGCAACGACGGUGAAAUAUGUCCACGGUAGUAAUUCUGCAGAACAUUGCUUCUUUUCUGUUCUCAGUACAGUGCCAGUGCAAUGUCAUCACCUGAUCAACCUCACUGGGACGGUUUCAUAUCACCACAAUAAAGCAACUAAAUUCAGUAGCUUUGGCAUUUCUGUUGGUUGGUUACAAGUUCAUUAGGCAAGCUUUGACCAAGUUAUCCCUCUCAAAAGCUACUGAUGUAUGAAGAAUGCAAAUUCCUUGUUGAAGAAACUUGUUGAUGAUACUUCUAAUCUUGGUGAUUGAGAUUGCUGGUUUGACCAAGGAUUGCAUUGAAGGCAUUGUCUACUGGAUAAUAGGAGAUCCCACUUGCAGAAUAUACUUCAAUUGAAGCUUGCAUUCUCUAUUGAACAGAACUUUGUUGGCCGAGAUAACUCAUGAAAUUCAAGGUCUUGAACGCAAAAAAUACGGUGCUCCUGUUUGUUUUUUGGUGUUUAAGUUUGCUCUGAUCAUAUGCAAAAUAUACUAACUGAUUCGAAUAGAGGUAAUUAAGUUUUAACGGUUGCAACCUUUAGGUCUACUUGCCUAUUAUUAUAAAGAACUG
This is a messenger RNA of Theobroma umbraticum, 3019 nucleotides long. RefSeq names its product pentatricopeptide repeat-containing protein At2g22070-like. Gene Ontology annotation, molecular function: RNA binding; protein binding. Lineage: Eukaryota; Viridiplantae; Streptophyta; Magnoliopsida; Malvales; Malvaceae. The record is from RefSeq and is a predicted model, not a curated record. Gene Ontology annotation, biological process: RNA modification.